Messenger RNA from Manihot esculenta (cassava), 1045 nucleotides. RefSeq lists its product as uncharacterized. The transcript has a single exon. The record is from RefSeq and is a predicted model, not a curated record. NCBI's taxonomy places the organism in Eukaryota, Viridiplantae, Streptophyta, Magnoliopsida, Malpighiales, Euphorbiaceae. The coding region runs from base 96 to 731 and encodes 211 amino acids.
CAAGUCAAUCCUUUCCUAUAUUUAACCCAUCUUCUCUCCUCAUUUUCUCUCCAACCAAACACCCACCAUAUCUCAUCCCUUUCUCCUUAUCUCAAAUGGGAAAUGCUCUAUCUCCAUGUUUCCAUCAAACAAGAUCUUCACCAGUGAAGCUAAUCUUCUGGGAAGGAGCUACAAGGAUUCUCGCAGGAAAACACAUAGCAGGAGAGAUCAUGUUCGAGAAUCCAGACAAGAUUAUUUGCCAUGCAGAUUCUUUCUUCAUUGGACACCCUAUACCAGCCCUAGCAAUUGAUGAUGAGCUCAAACCAGGCCAAACCUACUUCCUUCUUCCUAUAGAUCGCAUCUCUUUCAACCACGUUCUAUCUGCAGCUUCUCUCGCCGCCUUAACCAGCUCCUCCUGCCCUACACCGGCACCGAUCAAUUUCAGUGAAUGUGAUCCUUUCCAAUACGUAAAGGGUCCAAACGGUAGGAUUCUGAUAAAGGUGGUGCCUGAAUUCAUAACAAGGCUUCUAAAUAGAGGUAAAGAACAAGAAAAUAAUGGGUCUGCUAGUGAAAAUGGUAAUAGUUUUCUGUGUAGUACGCCAGAGUUGAAGAAGCAUUAUGAACAGCUCGUUAGGUCUAAAGAACAAACAUGGUCACCUAAACUUGAGACAAUUUCAGAGUUCAAAAUUAGGUAUUCUCCUUGUAGAUUGCUAGGGUUGGAGUGGAAACAAAAAGAAGAGAAUUAUGCGUAAUUUUGUAUUAAUUCUUUUAUCUGCUAAUUGUUAAAAGGGUAAAAUGAUAUGUAUAAUAGAUCAUAUAUAUAGUUAUAUUAGAAUUUAAUUUAUGGAUCAAUUUGUACAAAGUUUGAUAUUGUACAAGUUGCCCUUUUUGCUUUGAUUAGUAACAGAUGAAAUUCUUUUUUCCCUUUUAGGGUAUAUAUGCAAAGAACAAUUGAUUUGUGAUGCUUAAUUCUUGAUUAUCAAAAUAUGAAAAUUGGGCUGAAGAUACACUAUUACAUCGUAGAGAAUCAUAUGAUAAUUGGGAUGUUGAGAACUUAUUUUAUAAC